AUGGCUGAUUCCGAACCCGUUCACUUCUUCGAUAUCUUCUCCGAUUUGCCAGGCGCAUCCAAGUCAUGGUCUCCGAAUACCCUCAAGACGAGGAUGGCCCUCAACUUCAAGGGCAUUCCCUAUACGCAGAGCUGGAUCUCAUAUCCCGAUAUCGUACCGCUGAUGAAGGGAUUGGGUGUUUCGCCAAAUGAAGUCGGCACGCCAUACACCCUGCCGGCAAUUAUUCAUAAGUCUGUGAAGUCCAAUCCCAACGGGGCUAUGAUGGACUCGAGGCCCAUCGCCGUCCACCUGGACAAGACUUUCCCGUCGCGGCCACUUUUUCCGUCGGGCGACGCUAGCUAUGCGCUCUCGGUUGCUGUUGAAAAGGCUAUUGGCGGGCUGAGGCCAGCAAUGAUGCCGCUCAUUCUUCCCCGAGUGGCGGAGCAUAUGGAUCCUAGAGGUAAGGAGUACUUUGUUCGCACACGCUCGGAGAUCUUUGGAAAGCCUCUUGCCGAGGUACGACCCACGGACCAGGAGGGCAUACAGGCGCUGUGGGAGAUCCUUCAGAACGAAUUCAAGUUCUUCGUCACAUUGUUGAAGGGGAGAGAAGGGAAAACCGGUCCGUUCUUCGAGGGUGACAAGCCGGGCUAUGCGGACAUGGUCCUCGUUUGCUGGAUUGCUUUCUUCCAUCGAUUUGAUCUGGACGCUUGGGAAAUGAUCAUGUCUCAGGGAGAUGGGGAGCUAAAAGCGCUUUGGGACGCUUGUCUACCGUGGAUGGAAGGCCAGGGCGAGGAUAAGGACUGGCCGAUCUCGCAAUAG
Molecule: messenger RNA, 798 nt
Organism: Penicillium riverlandense
Lineage: Eukaryota; Fungi; Ascomycota; Eurotiomycetes; Eurotiales; Aspergillaceae
Product: glutathione S-transferase family protein
Exons: 2
Coding region: 1-798 (265 amino acids)
Source: RefSeq, a predicted model, not a curated record